This is a messenger RNA of Nestor notabilis (Kea), 1325 nucleotides long. It is a transcript of the gene AAGAB, whose product is annotated as alpha- and gamma-adaptin binding protein. The transcript is spliced from 9 exons. Lineage: Eukaryota; Metazoa; Chordata; Aves; Psittaciformes; Psittacidae. The coding region runs from base 249 to 866 and encodes 205 amino acids. The record is from RefSeq and is a predicted model, not a curated record.
CAGGAAAAGAUGACCUUACUGUGGGAGCAGCUACAAGUGGAAGGGUGAAGUUUUACCCCUGGACAAUAGACAAUAAAUACUACUCUGCAGAUAUUCACCUCUGCGUAGUACCAAACACAUUUCUUGUUACUGCAGAUAUCGCUGAAUCAGUGCAAGCAUUUGUUGUAUACUUCGACAGCACAAUAAAAUCUGGACUUGAUAGUGUCUCUGAAUGGCUUCCCCUGACAGAAGAGUGGUUACCAGAAGUCAUGAUCCUUGUUUGUAACAGAGUAUCUGAAAAUGGUGUUAAUAGACAGAAAGCUCAAGAAUGGUGCAUCAAGCACGGCUUUGAACUGGUGGAACUUAGCCCUGAGGAACUGCCUGAUGAAGAUGAUGACUUUCCAGAGUCCACCGGAGUGAAGCGAAUUGUACAAGCCCUGAAUGCCAACGUGUGGUCCAACGUAGUCAUGAAGAGAGACAGGACCCAGGGCUUUGGUCUUCUCAGCACGUUAGCGGGUGCGAACUGUAGCAUCGGGUCAGAGGAGAGCCAAGAUACAGAACCCAAUCCAUCAUCAGCAGACGGAGAAGAAUCCCAUUUAGACAACAGGGAAGAUGGAGCUAGCACAAACAACCUACAGAUGGACAGCAUCGCAGACCCCGUGUUGGACACGGACAUUCAGGAGCUGGCCAGCCUGACCACCAGAGAGGGUGACCUGGAGAACUUUGAAAGGCUGUUUUCAAAGCUGAAAGAAAUGAAAGAUAAAGCUGCAACGUUGCCUCAUGAGCAGAGGAAACUACACGCAGAAAAGGUGGCCAAAGCAUUCUGGAUGGCAAUUGGAGGAGACAGAGAUGAAAUUGAAGGUCUCUCCUCGGAUGAGGAAAACUGAGUUCUGUAGCUGUAAGCACCAGAGCAGCCCUCAAAGAGAGAUCUUUUCCUGCCAUGAGUGUUCAUUGUGAAAGCCCUGUUUAGCUUUAGUUUCUUUCUUUGGUUAAAGGCCUCCCUGCAUCACUGUAGGAAGUUACACAUUCCACAGCACCUAAUGUUAGAGUGGUUUUGUCUGACUGUUCAGUUAUUCUCUCAGAGAGAAUCCUGGAAGGCGACACGAGCACUUAGAGGAAAUAAUAAUCCCUUUACGUUUUCCAAAUUAACAUUUUCAUUGUUUCCUCUUUUGAGUUUAAAUAAGCAGGUUCACUGCUGGUUCUCUCCCUACAUAUGGCUGCUGCUGGUGAAGUGACUACUUAAUUCUAAACUCAACAUUUUAGAUGUAGGCCUAUUGAUGUUUUUAUGUGGCUUUAUAGCUGACUUACUAGUUAAAACAAACCAGAUUUAUAUGAGCCAUGAAGAG